GAUACCUCGGGCUGGAGAGUUCCAUGGCUGAGAGUAGGCUCCCUGUUACGGACCCAGGGGCUCGGCUGGGCAUCUCCAGUUGUCUGGGAAAAUACCAGAAAAGCUCACGAGGUGCUAGGAAACAGCCAUUUUCUGGAAAGUCCUUUUACUUGGAUCUGCCUGCUGGCAAGAAUCUCCAGCUUUUGACGGGAGCCAUCCAGCAGCUGGGUGGGGUAAUUGAGGGUUUUCUGAGCAAAGAAGUAAGUUACAUCGUGUCCAGCCGCAGAGAAGCAAAGGCAGAAAGUGGUGAGACAGGCCACAGAGGCUGCCCCAGCCCCAGCGAGGUCAAAGUGGAAACAUCCUCUGUAGCCAGUCCCAAAGGCAACCAUGCCAGGCCUUCACAGAAACCUGUGCACUCGGUGCCUAUGAGCAGAGGGAAGGAGCUUCUGCAGAAGGCCAUCACAAAGCAGGGGAGCAGCAGCGGAAGAGGCAGUGGGAACAGCAGCAGCCUCCUGACCAAUGCCCGCUCCUGGGGAGUAAGGGUCCUGCAUGUGGACGAAAUGAUGAUGCACAUGCAGCAGCUAUCCCAUGGUUCUUCAUGUGUAAAGAAACAAGAACCGAAGCAGCAGGAGGGAACACAUCCAGGAGUGGAGUCAAGAACGMGGAAAGUGGCCAGACUAAAGGCACCAUUCCUCAAAAUCGAAGAUGUGAGCAUGAAGUUUCGUCCUUUCCACCAUCAGUUUAAAUCCUUUCCUGAAAUUUCUUUUCUGGGACCCAAAGAUGCAAGUCCCUUUGAGACCCUGACAACCCCGGGCAGCUCACACUGUACCAGAGAACUUAAGGACCAAGAGCCAAGCGUUCAGUCAGCUGUGUGCACCAUGCCCAGGAGGAGGAAGGGCUAUUGCGAGUGCUGCCGGGGGGCCUUUGAGGAUCUGCACAUGCAUCUUCAAAGUGCCCAGCACCAAGCCUUUGCCCUAGAAGCCCGUUCAUAUGCAGAAGUUGAUCGGAUCAUCGCCCAGCUCAGCCACAGCUUUAUAGAAGUCCCUUCCCAGGCCAGCCUCCCCAGGCAGUCAGAUUCCACAGCUUCUGAAUGUGACGCUCUCCAUCCUGACACAUUGUCCCCAAGCCAACCCUYCCCUCCCAGGGUAGCAUCUCCUGGGAUGAGGAAAGAAGAUGACUGCCAGAUCCCAGGUACCCCAGAGCAGGAUGGAAUGGUGGACAACCUGGAAGCAUCAUCUGAGCCUGCAGGGACUGGCCAGGUACCUGGACCACUAGCAAGUUGCCAGGAGCUAGGGGGACCAAUUGAUGUGCUUGUGGACCCUUCAAAAACACCAGUUUCCAGGAGCCCCACUUACCGGCACCUCCUGCCCAGCUCUGAUUUUAUGGACCUCUCCUCUGGCCUGGACCUGGCAUCUGUUGGUCACAAGCGGAAGAUUCAGUUCCCCAGCAGCAUCGCUGAGAAGAGGCCAAAUGCCUCAUUUCUUGUACCUGGAGCYGCCAGCCCCUGUGGCCCCAGGACAGCUGAUAGCAGGCAUCUUCCUCUUCCCAGCUGUGAAUCUAAGCCCCAAGCCUCCCUCCGGCCCUUUUGCCACACACAGGCCUGCUGCUCCCUCCCAGACCCCUUACCCUGGCAUUCCACAGACAGACCAGUUGAGUUUUGGACCACACAACCCCCCUGGCCUGGGAGAGAAUGGCUCCUGGGACCUGAGGAUUCUGAGUGUACAGCCCCUGGUCCUAUACCCCAGCAGACUGACCAGCCCCCUAGCUGUUCCACAGGCCCCAACCAGCUGCGGGCCCACCUGCACUCCCCCGUGGGAGGGCCUGCAGGAAGCCAGGCCACCUCACUUCCCCAUCCUCUGCCAGCCAGCAUGGGAGCCAGCUGCUCCAGAUGGUUCUGGGCCCCUUCAUCUCUCCAAGUGCCUUGUCUCCCUGUCUCSCAGGCCCAGCCCUCACCCAGAGCUGCUUCUGUGAGUCCCUAGGUUUUCACACAACCGGCCAGCUCCAGCCCACAGAGCCACAGAUCUAAGUUCUACCUUACUUGGUGUUAUACACUGGCCAGGGCCAGCCAAGACCAGGGGAGUGGAGCCCUAGGUCUGGUCUUUGAGGUACAAGUAAGUAGCUAUGCCCAGCCUUGCRGAGCCCACAAAGCAGACCUCCUGCCUGCAGGUUUGGGGGAAGGACCGAGAGCCUUAGGUAGGGGCUGCUCUCUCCUGCCUCUACCUCCAGCCAUGGCCAGCCCCACACCCGGAGGCAGAGGCCAGACUGGCAUAGGGAAGGAACCAUGAAGAAGCUGGGGUGGCAGGAGGCCUGCUGGCCCAGCAUCCAGG
This is a messenger RNA of Urocitellus parryii (Arctic ground squirrel), 2306 nucleotides long. RefSeq names its product DBF4B-CDC7 kinase regulatory subunit (gene Dbf4b). The record is from RefSeq and is a predicted model, not a curated record. Gene Ontology annotation, cellular component: Dbf4-dependent protein kinase complex. Gene Ontology annotation, molecular function: protein serine/threonine kinase activator activity; zinc ion binding; nucleic acid binding. NCBI's taxonomy places the organism in Eukaryota, Metazoa, Chordata, Mammalia, Rodentia, Sciuridae. Gene Ontology annotation, biological process: positive regulation of nuclear cell cycle DNA replication; regulation of cell cycle phase transition.